Vanessa atalanta (red admiral) is the source of this 3522-nucleotide messenger RNA. RefSeq lists its product as uncharacterized. The coding region runs from base 142 to 2613 and encodes 823 amino acids. The transcript is spliced from 13 exons. Lineage: Eukaryota; Metazoa; Arthropoda; Insecta; Lepidoptera; Nymphalidae. The record is from RefSeq and is a predicted model, not a curated record.
UUAUCGGCUUACGAGCUUAAAUAUCGCAUUAAUUUUAAUUGUGCGGUGCACGUGGCGGGAAGUGUUUGUGUCUUUGUUGCAAGAUAUUUUGAAAUUUGUUUAUCUAAGAAUUGGCGCCUUUUUAAAAAUAUUGCAUAGAAUAUGUGGCAGUCAUCAUCUUUAUAUUCUCCGUCUUCGUUAACAAACGAGGUAUCAAUUCAACAGGCAGCAGAACCAAACCAUUCUCCUAUUUCACAAGAUUCACCAAAUGAUGGUAUAUUGCCCAAUUCUCGUCAGACACUAAUAUGUUAUGGAAUCCCUGACGUCACUUCCUCUUUUGUGACACAACUUUUGCCUCACGACACUUUGUUAGAAAUGAAUUCAAAUAUUCAACCGUCACGGUUUAGAAAUCAACGUAGAAGAACAUAUGGCGCUCAAAGAUUCCGCCCUUACAGAAUACCUAAUAUUAAUUUAUUAUUCGGAGUACAGACUGGGAAUUGUAAUUUAGCUAAUACUGAAGAAAUUUUUACAAGUGGUGAUAGUCAAGUAGAAUCCUUUGGAGCCUUAGCGAAGCGAAGACGUCGUGGCCAGUGCAUUGAGAAUUUGUCGAAUAUCGAGCAAGAAAGAGAAAACCGAUCCUUACCGUUAGAAAACGACAGCUUAUCAGAAAAUCGGUUACAAAUAACAUUGAAUAAUAACGUUACGUCUGUGCCAUCUGUUUCUAAUCAGGAUUCUGAUUCAAUGGAAAAUUUUAUUCCUCGUUUUCAAUCAUAUCCUGUACAGUCGACCUCGCCCACCCACCACAUUAUUGAAAAUAGUCACCAAAAUUCUAAUCCUUCAAAUGAAAUAUACUUAGAGCCAGUUUCUUCCUCACUCCUUAAUUCCUUUUUUAGAUCAAACCAUGUCCACAGCAAAGAAUCACACAAUCACAAAUCAAACAGUAAAAGAGCGUUAAAAGUAAUAAACAGCACGAAGUAUUAUCGUAAUGUCGAUGAAGAUCCAUUGUCACCAUUCUUACGUCUCAUUCCUGAACUCCCGCUACCUACAAUAAGUGCCCAAAAAUUAGCAAAUAACUUAAUAAAACUCUCGCGCUACCUUAAGUCUCCAAAUCUGAAUGAACUUUGCUGUCUGAACUGCUGCCACAUUCCUGUUUUACCAGUUACAGGACAAUGUGGCCACACGAGAUGUAUGAGAUGCAUCCUAUUGAACGGGGCCUGUCCUUGUGGUGUUAAUGCACCAAAAACAUUGUUUGUAAACACAAUAGUACGGGAAAUAGUAGAAAAAAUGAUGAAAUAUAUAAAAAAGCCAAGAAUAAUAGAUCCCGGAUCGCUCACAAGAACGCCCGAGCAAAGGACUAUUCCAUUAAUCGGAGUCAAGCCACGUUAUUCGAUAAGACGCAGUUUGCAGAAUCGUACGAGCAGGGAACAUGUGAACUGUGCUCACAGUGGUUCACGGCCGCGGGUCCCGAUGACUGUACAGGCUCGGCACCGCAGAGCGCGCGAGCUUAUGGUCGCGGGAAAGUUUCUAGAAGCCGCACCGCAUCUUGCACGCGUUGCUGCCUCUACGGAGCCAUACGCGCGCGUGGCACGUGUUCUAUUGACGCAGACAAUCAGUGCCAUGUGUAACGUUCGGAAGCGUCGCACCAUAACUCGUGAGCUCUGCCAGUCGGUCCGAGAACAGUCUGCGCAUAGCUGGGUCAGUCCUUCGGAUCUGGAGUGUGUGCUGUGCACGAAUACAUUCACGAAUCCUGUGUCGACGCCCUGCGGCCACACAUACUGUCGAAGUUGCAUCGAACGUUCCUUGUACUACAAAAAGAAGUGCGCAUUAUGCUUGGGGCCUUUAGAAAAUUUUAGACUCGCCGAGACUCGUGAUACACAGUUCAUAACAUCAAUUUUGGCAUCGAUUGACGUCUUACCGUUGCCAGAAGAAACAGACGUCAUACCAGUUGUUACCUGUUACGUAGCAUUCCCUGGAAUGCCAUGUCCGCUGUUCAUUUUCGACCCUCGCUACUGGCUGAUGGUGCGGCGGGUUCUGGAGUCCGGAUCGAGACGGUUCGGUAUGCUCGCCUACGAAAGAGGACAUACGUUUGCCGAUUAUGGAACUGUCCUUGAAAUUUGUGAUUGUGUGGUGUUAGAAGAUAGCCGCUGUAUUGUAUCAACGGUUGGCGUCUCGCGAUUUAGGGUUCUCGAGAGACGUGUGAAGGAUGGAUGUGAUGUUGCCCGCAUCCAGCCUUUGACUGAUAUAAUUCCAACGGAUGAUGAAAUUCAAGAUCUCCAUUUACUGGCUGGUCAGAUAUCUUGUAAGGCGCAGACAUGGCUUAAGAAUAUGGACGAGAGUGUAAGAGAGGAAAUCGAGACUGCAUUUGGAUCCCUUCCCUAUGAUGAAACACCUGACCAAUGGUGGAAAACCUGCGACGGACCAAAUUGGUUAUGGUGGCUAAUAGCAAUAUUACCUCUUAAAUCUGAGAUAAAGAUAUUGAUUCUAUCAACACGCAGUCUUUUAAAACGCAUGUUGGCAGUCUCACGCACGCUUGAUGUUAUGGACUCGGACUCAUUUACAGCAAGUAAUCAAUCAGACGGUGAACCUCCUCUAAACGAGCUCACAAAUCAAGAAUGGUUGAACCGAAACAGGUGAAACUUAAGACCAAUUAUAAGUAAUUGGUGAUGAUUAAGUAAUGUAAAUGAAUAAAAAUUGCAUUCAAUUAUGUAAUGCUACAUUAAAGCACUUACUAAUAGCUUAAAUAAAAUUACAAAACUUUUAAUUUAAAUGAUUUUAUAAAUGAUUAACAGAUCGAUUGUCUGUUUAAGCUUUGCUAGCAUUCCAUGAAUAUUAAUGUAAAUAUUACUUGCAUUUUUUGCAGAUAUUCAUUUGACACAUGUAUAUUUAUCUUAUCUUGAAAUAGGAAUUAAAAUUUUAAUUCAACAUUAAUUUAAAAUAGUGUAUUACAAUUUUACAGCCAUAUUUGUAAAUUUUUUAUACAAGUAAAUAAAUUAUUAAAUAAUAAAUAAUUCUAAAUAGUUAAUUGAUUUUGUAAAUUUUGUGUUUUAAGUAUUACCUUUACCUGUAAAUGAUUUGAAUACAAUUUAUAUAUUUUUCUUAUUUAAUAGAGAGAUAUAAAUAAGAUCUCAUGGUGGUAUGAUCUGCCUUCCUAUGGGAACAUAUAGGUUUAAGUAACUAUCUUCUUUAAAGUAUUGUUUCCUUUGAAAUUAAGAACAUUAAAAUAAAUGUAACAUAUUGAUUUAGUUAUUUAAUGAUCUCUCCAAUUUAUAAUUAAAUUAUGGCAUAAGGUUCACACAGUAAGAAUGAUAUGAAUACAAAGUAAAAAUAUAUUAUUAAAAUAAGUCCAACAUGAUUGUAAUGUUGUAAUUUUUGUUUUGUCUGUAUAAAGUCAGUUCAACAAAGCUGAAAUAUUUGCUGUGAUCACUCUAAGCAUAUUAUUAAGUAUAUUUUUUGAUACAGCUUGGACUUAGUAGCUUUUAUGUCACCGUAAGAAUGAUUUUUUUUUUGUUUAAUAUGUAAUAUAAUAAAAACACAAUUUUUUUA